CCUCAUGUUUUGGGUCCCGCCUCCGUCACUGAAGGUGCUUCCGUCAAGAUGGUCGUGGGUGCUUUCCCCAUCGCCAAGCUGCUCUAUCUGGGCGUCAGGCAGCUCAGCAAACCGGUGGCGAACAGGAUUAAAGCAGGAGCGAGGAGGAGCGAAUUCUUCAAGAACUACAUCUGCCUUCCUCCAGCUCAGGCGUACCACUGGGUGGAGAUGAGAACGAAGAUGAGGAUCAUGGGUUUUCGCGGCUCUACUAUCAAACCCCUGAACGAGGAGGCUGCCGCAGAGCUUGGAGCGGAGCUGCUCGGAGAGGCCAUCAUUUUCCUCAUUGGCGGUGGCUGCAUGGUGCUGGAGUACAGCCGGCAGGCUGCGAACUCCAGACGGAAAGAAGAGGAGCUGACGGAAUCCAUCAACAGCCUGCAGACGCAGCUCGGAGAGCUCGCCCUGGCCACAGAGACUCUAGACGCUCAGAUCCGAGAGGUCAACCGGCUUCUUCUGUCACUUCCGUCUGCUCCCAGUAGCAAAUAACAAUACUAAAGCAGGAUCUUGAGUGGAACUGAGGGACUGAGUAUGUAUGUGUAGGUGAAGUGCGUUACAGUACAGAGGAAACUGCCAUGUAUAGAUGAACACACAGUCUUGUGGAAGUCCUGCCACAUCAACAUAGUUCUCUAUAUUUGGUCCUGAGGUUUUUCUUUUGCUGUUUGGCUGACUGUUGACUGAUGAAUGUGUGGAGAAGAAAUGAUCUUUAAUAUCACAGUUCAACUGAUAAUGGAUUUGGCAUAAUCAGGACCUGUGUAAACAUAUCAUGCUCUCUACAAAGCAUUUCACUGAGCAAAACGCUUCAGAUUGAAAAUAGUUUGGUUUAUUAACCAAUAGCUUUUGGCUUAGUAAAGAUAAUCAUAUAAGGCUGGUCAUGUACAAAGGGAAUAGGUCACACAACAGUGUUGCAGUGUUGCCCGUACCACAGGGGUGUCCAGUCUUAUCCAUAAGGGCCGGUGUGACUGUAUGUUUUUGUUGCCACAAAGGAGGAGCUCACACUUGUCUAAAUACGAGAUACGAGAACCUUUUUUAAUCGGCCUGUACCCACACCAGCCCUUUUUGGAUAAGAUUGGACACCCCUGCCUUACUAGAAGUAGUUCUUUGGCUAAGGCAUGUUUUGUGUCCAAAAUGGACCUUUUUUGGAUCUGUGAGGAAAAUGUGGCUAACAGUUAAUGGACUUUUUUUUUUUUUUUUUUUUUUUUUUAAAUAUUAGAGUAAUAGAGAUCUAAUAUUUAGUAAGUUUUCACUUAUUUUCACAACAAAACAUGUCAUUUGACCAAAGGCGUUCAAAAUGUUGCAUAUGGCUGUUUAGAAUUAUCAUCAUAGUUGUUUGGCCUUUGCAGUGCUGUGUUUACCUGACUGAAAUUGUUUUGUUUUCAGUACAGUAGUAAUGAAAAAUGUCUGGCACUGCCUGUUGCUGUAGCAGUGAACCACAGCAGUCAGGGAAUGUUUCAAAGACUUCAGUUUUUCCCACAUCUGCUGUGAACUGUGUUGGCGAUGUAAGCCAGAUGUCGAUUUUUGGAGGGAGGCAUAGGCCCUGAAAAAUACUGAAGGUUCCUCUUCAUCUUUCCACCUUAAAUAAACAGUCAGCGCAUCUAAAGCACUGUUGCCAUGCCAACACUUAUGCAACUGCAUGUCGCAAUGGUCGUAAACCACUGUGAGGCACAGCACAGUGUUUUUACCAACAUGUAAGUGCAGCAUAAAACUAAAGCAGCAAGCUUUAGACACCAAACAUGCCUCAGUCAGGUGACUACAUUUGGGGCAAAAAGACUUUUUUUCAGUUCUUUAAUGGUUCGUGAACUAUCUGACCACAGUUUCUCAGAUUUCAGGACUACAGUUAUUUAAACCAGUUAGCACAUUAUGCCUGCAGCACUGAGGGAAGCUUUGCUUUUGGCCUUUUUUUUUUUUUAAUACAUUUGACAAGGCUAAUGAGGUCCCCUUGUACUGUUUAACACUGUUCCAUUUAACACACAUACAACCAUGUCAGCUUAUGAUGAGCAGAAUAUCGAGGUUCUUAUCUGACUUAAGGUAUGUUGUAUUAUGUGGAAACCAUGCAGUGCAAAGGGGACUUUCUAUGACUGGAGUUGGGCAUCCGUAGUUGACCUGAUCACAACGGUGACAAAAAUGCACAUUAAUCCAGUUCCCAGAUUCCACAGCUGUGCACUUAUCCUGUUAGCCUUGAAAGACUUCAGUGGCAUGUGCAUACAGAUGUAUAUUGAUUAUUGUAAAAUAAAAUAAGAUAUUCUAUAUGGUGGUUGAUUUUGUAUCUUGAUUGAUCGUAUUAAAAGUGUGAAAACGUA
Pygocentrus nattereri (red-bellied piranha) is the source of this 2333-nucleotide messenger RNA. RefSeq names its product outer mitochondrial membrane lipid metabolism regulator OPA3 (gene opa3). The transcript is spliced from 2 exons. Lineage: Eukaryota; Metazoa; Chordata; Actinopteri; Characiformes; Serrasalmidae. The coding region runs from base 49 to 522 and encodes 157 amino acids. Gene Ontology annotation, biological process: regulation of lipid metabolic process. The record is from RefSeq and is a predicted model, not a curated record. Gene Ontology annotation, cellular component: mitochondrion.